AUGUUCUGGACAAACGACCUUCUCAUGGCCAAGAGCGGCUCCUUGGGAACAGUCUGGCUCAUCUCCACCCUUGGCCCCCGUAACAAGCGCAUCAAACGCAAAGACCUAGCUAAAGUCGAAAUCACUCGCACUUGUGAACUCAUUGCGGCGCCGCCCGAACCCCUUGCCCUCCGUUUGAGUGGCCAGCUUUUAGCCGGCGUUGCUCGCGUCUUUGCACAAAACCAUGAGAACUUUUACACUGAUCUUCAGGAUUUCGAUUCAACACUCCGCCGCUCCAUCGCCGCUGACUUCGGUGCGAUGGGCACCCUUGCCAGCAACGGCGAGAUUGACCUCCCCGGUGAUGGCUGUGCUCGACUUGAUCAGAUCACCUUCGCCGACUACGUUCCCGGUGUCGCAGACAUCUCUUGGAGCGACUAUGAUUUUGCCAGAUGGCCCUCCUCUUCUGCUUCCGAGGACGCUAAUGAGGAAAUGCAAAAAGAACCGGACAAAUCUCGUGCUUCGCGCCCCAAAGCGUUCGCCCACAGCCAAACGCCAACGUACCCGCCAGUUGAGCCUGCGGUAGAAGACGUGCCUGAUGCGUUCGAGCCUAUGAUUCUCGACAUCGAUUUGAUGGACCCAAUGCCCAGUGAUUCAUCGUUUAGCGGCCGCCCGCUAUCUCCUGCGCCCCACGCCAACGGUGGUGACAUUGACAUGUCUCUUGCACAUCCACUUUCUCCUGGCAAGUUUCACCCGUCUCCCAUUGACAAUCACCAGCAGAAGCCCGUCAGUAGCCAAGAGGCAUCUGACAGUGGGACACAAUCUCCUCCUGCCCCCGAUCUGAAGACGAAAAGUAAAAGUAGCAAGACCCGGCAAACUAAGCAGGCCAAGGUCGUUCUUGAUCAGCUCCUCGAGCUCGAUCUUGACCUCGACAUGACAGAGACCGCUUACGAGGCGGCCAUGGCAGAACAGCGGAAGGAGCUCAACGUCAAAGCUCGUGUGAAGGCCACAUCCAAGUUCGCAGAACGUUUGCUUGGAGGGCUUAACGUGUACUUCAAUUACCUGGAUCCGGAUAUGGGAUCGAUGGUGGACAAUUUAUGCAAGACGAGCCAGUUCAAAUGGCAGCUGGACAAGAAAGCUACCCCAGCGCCACAACUGGAUCAUGAGAACCCCGUUGGAAAUCAUGAGAAUAUCGGCCCUCAUGCCUCGAGUGAUGAGCAUUCCAUGUACCCGCAGCCCGCGUUCGGCGCAUAUCCGAUUGAUCUCCAUGAAGUUCCCGACCUCCCUGAGGUUCCUCGGCACAACUUCGAUUGGGUCGCCGAAUCUGACUUCUCCGACCUGCCGGGCCCACUCGAUUCUCAUCAGACAACUCCGGCACGACUCAACACUCCACGCAUCAGCGACAUGUCGCCCCUGGAGCGCUCCAUUCGGAAACACCAUCGCCACUCGUCCAUGACCCGCGAUGUUACUGGGCGAGACUUUACUAACUGUUCUCGCUCUGGGUCGGUCCUUAGCAUCAGUCACGCUGGACUCGACCGCAUUCAGCUGGUUCCAGAUGAGGACCUUGAUGAACUUCCCGACGAUUACCGCUUCCCGCCGGGCCACCCCUUCGCACCGAAGAUGCUCGCCACUCUGGAGCCUCAGUGCCGCUACUUCUUCAGCCACGUGGACAAGACCAUGAUCAAGACCGGCACAGAUGAGCUCGAGCUUCGCGAUCUUGUGCCCCGCGGUCAGAAGAAACGUGUCGCCGCAGCAGCCUUCCACAAUUGCCUCACACUGGCCACUAAAGGUCUACUCCAGGUCACGCAAGCCACCGCCAACGGUCCCAUUACGAUGCGCAUCCCUCCCGCGUAA
Cutaneotrichosporon oleaginosum is the source of this 1830-nucleotide messenger RNA. RefSeq lists its product as uncharacterized. The record is from RefSeq and is a predicted model, not a curated record. Lineage: Eukaryota; Fungi; Basidiomycota; Tremellomycetes; Trichosporonales; Trichosporonaceae. Gene Ontology annotation, molecular function: chromatin binding; protein binding. Gene Ontology annotation, biological process: double-strand break repair; sister chromatid cohesion. Gene Ontology annotation, cellular component: cohesin complex.